Messenger RNA from Naegleria fowleri, 666 nucleotides. RefSeq lists its product as uncharacterized. The record is from RefSeq and is a predicted model, not a curated record. NCBI's taxonomy places the organism in Eukaryota, Heterolobosea, Eutetramitea, Acrasida, Naegleriidae. Bases 1 to 666 code for a protein of 221 amino acids. Gene Ontology annotation, molecular function: ornithine decarboxylase inhibitor activity. The transcript has a single exon.
AUGACGACGGCAGAGGGCCUCGCUGUUUUUGAUGUGGCUAUGUUCGCUUUGAAGCAAGUCGAUUUUUCCUAUCGGCCAUUGGCCAUGGACUCUAACAAUCAUAACUCCCAUAUUGAUACUCUUAUUCAACAACUUGAUCAAUCCAUGAACUUUAUUGCUAGUACAACUCAUACCGCUGCUACAACAACAACUAGUAACAACACUACCACCAGUGCUGGUAGUAAUACAUCUUCAAACAAAAAACUCGCUUUCAAGCAGAGUGUUAUGUUUGUUUAUAACGCUGAAUCAUUGGAUGAUGAUUCUGAUGAUGAUGAAUACGAAGAUGAUGUAUUAUCAACUUCUUCAUCCGAUGAUGAUUCUGCAAUGUCUUUAGAAUUAUCACGGGCAAUUAGAACAGGCUUCACUGGUAUUAUUGAUUUUGAGAAGAACGAAAUGAUGAUCUAUCCACCUUCUCAUUCUGCAUACUUACACAAGGAUAGCAUUAUCAAUUUAAUGGAUAUUGCUGAAAGCAUUUGUUGUUCAACCAUCUAUAUUUGUAUGGAGAAGAAUCAUCCUGAAGUCAAGGAGUUUGCUCGCGGAUUCAUUUAUGCUGGAUUUCAACUUGUUCAACCAAGCAUCAAAAAGUUGAAUCCUACCGAAUGGGUUUUGUUUGGAGCUGAGUUGUAA